Molecule: messenger RNA, 3874 nt
Organism: Colletotrichum scovillei
Lineage: Eukaryota; Fungi; Ascomycota; Sordariomycetes; Glomerellales; Glomerellaceae
Product: mucin
Exons: 2
Coding region: 525-3368 (947 amino acids)
Source: RefSeq, a predicted model, not a curated record
UGUAGGUCACACCUCAAAUCUCCCUAUGUCUGGCUGGCUGAAGUCCUCGAUGUGUGCUGUUGACAUCUAAAUACAGGAUGAACCCUCCAAAUUGGCAAUGCUUCAUGUUUCCUUUAUUGCAAAGUCAUACCCGAAUGUGUUGGUGAUCAACAUUAUCAAUACCAUUCUCGAGAGUUUCACCCCGGUCCCUUAGAGCGACCCUCUUUUUGGGCUCUUGAGCUCUCAGACUCUGGAGCCCUGCUGGUGGAUUGAGCCAUACUUUUUCUUACCUUACCUUUACGCUACCACUCUAUUCGCCGUUCGGCUGCAUGUUCCCCUGCUCCCUGGUUCCUCUUCACCCAGUGGAUCCGGAACCAACAGGAAGAGGAAGACCCUCUUCACGUAUCCCAGGCACAGGCACAAGGCCCCCAUCAGCUGGCAGGGACUCCCGGACUUUGUGAGGUCAGCUCAAUACCAGAUCCGGCAGUAUCUCGUUGGACCUUGGUGACUUGGUGCCUCACAGCGGAGCAAAAAGUGUAGCAACCAUGACUGCGCUGCUGGGGACAAGCCAGCAGGAUUCAAGGCGAUUGGGGGAAAGUUUGUGGAUGUCAUCGACAACCUUCUCGUCCAGGUUCUGGGCAGAGCAAGAACAGCGGGCAAGUGGACGAAUGAAGGCCUUUGCUGGCAGUGCUCUCGCUGCCCCGGCGCGCGUACCUGGCGUGAUGGGCACGCUGCCGUGGGACCCAUCACGAUUGUCACCAUCGACUGGUAGGCUUGGACCGGGGGAGAUGGAGGAGGACAAGUUAUGCCAGCACCGCCCUCGUCCCUGGGCGGCGGCAACGAUGGAUAAGGACAUGGGGAGCGUUGCCAGCGUGGUUCAGCAUGAGCUCAUAAGUUUCCUUGACGACACGGAUACGGACGCAGACGAGUUUAUCCUUUGCUCGUCUAAUAACCCGUCUCCUUCUUCUGUUCCCCUUGCGCACUUUCUGAUCGACGAGGACGAGAUCGACAGAGAUCCUUCAUCAACAAGAGCCACCAGAAGCACCAGCACCAACACCGACAUUAUUUCCAAUAGUAUCCGUAAUAAUACUUCGUUUUACUCUUCCGCACGCUCGAGCUUUUCAUCAUCGACAACGACGACAACAACAACAAAUUUAACGUUUACAACCACGUCGGCAUCGACAGCCACCACGACAACGGCGACAAUGGCGCCAACGACCAUUACCAACAGCUUCCUCAGCAUUGGGGGAGUUGACAACAACGCCGCUAGGAGCAAUGGCAAGAAGACAGCAGUAGCAGCAGCGGAGACGGCGGCCGGUGGACGGACCAGCGAAGAUAGCGUGGACCGGUCUCACGGCCUCUGGAACUAUUUGCAUCACGGACUCGACGGGUACAGCUCGCCCGAUCUGCGUUUGCUCCAGCACAACCAGCAGCAACAGCAACAGAGCCAGCAACAUCAUAAACAGUCCCCUUCGUCAUCGUCAUACCAUAACCUCUACUUGCGGCCCGACUCGUCGAGGAGCCACCAGCACUUUCACUUUCCCCGGACGAGCUCCGAGUCGGGUUCCCGCUCUGGCACUGGCCCUACCCCGACCGCGACAGCCAACUCGACGACGUGGACGCUGAGGAGCGGCAAGAGCCACGAGAAGAGCAACAGCAGCGGCAGCAAGAAGACCACGGCGACGACGGUGUCUGCCGCAAACUCGGCGACGAUGGCUGUGAAGCCGACAAAGGUCAAUACCACCGGAUCAGCAACAAUUACUGUGCCGCCUCCGCCGGUGUCGCCUUCAUCGUCGGGGCCCUUUGGGGCGCAGAUGACGAAGCAAGAAUUCGAGGCGUUGCCGGAAGCUAUUCAGCGAAAGUACUUUAGCUCCCUCGAACGUCUUCACUUUGCCAGUCUUGCCCCGGCUCCUACUCCGCCAUCCACACAUAUCGACAUCUACUUUGAUCGUCCAGACACCGCACCCACACCAAAGACAUUGAAGCAGCGCCGUAAAGAACGUCAAGCCAGACUUGCAUCCGAUCAAGUGUCCGACCGUGUCAAGAGACGGCCUUCUCGACGUGCCAACUUCCGCGCUUCGACGAGCUCCUCCGUCUACGUACGGCUGCCCGACAAGAUUCGGAAGAGGCACUUGACUACCGAAGAGCAGAUUGUUGCUUCCCGAAACCGGAGACACGACAUCAUCCUUGACCCUGCGGAUGAGGCCAUCUACAAAGUUCGAAGACGAGCCUCUAGCCUGAUUGUUCAAGACGAGUUGUGGAGUCCGACUCUAUCGGUGAGACCUUCGACAAUGGAGUCUCGGCGGCCGAGCCAAGAUACGAGGAAACAAAUGCCCAAGUCGGAAGAGAAGAAAUCCCCUGAAGCCCAGAAGAAGCGGGACUCCUUUUACGACAGCUUCCGUUGGUUGGAGGAGGAUGACGACCUAGACCUGCGUUUACAUCUCGACGAUUACCACGCCAAUUUGCGAGAGGAUCUACCGGCCAACUCGAAACAGCGCAGGCCGUCGUUUCGCAGGCACCUGUCCAUCUCAAAGAUACCUUUCGGCCGCAACUCGCUCUCCACCAACCGCCCCGGUACAACACCCGCCGGUGCAAGCCAUCCCACGACCCCGCUGUUUUCGAGUUCUCCAGUCAGCCCUCAGACAAGCUCUCCGGGACACGGCCGGCGAAGAUCACGGGCGCUGUCUCUGAUUUCACCAAAGCAUAGUCCCCAGGACACUGUCGCUGCCUUUGAUCCGGAGGCUGCACACUACCAAGAUCCCGAGGCCCGGCUGAAACUGCGAGUAUAUCUGGCCUCCCCUCAAAAGUUUGACGAGGCCAUCGAGUUCGGGUUUCCUUCAAAGGAAGCAAUGGUCACCACCAAGCCUAGCAAGGACGUCAAGCCAUUGAAAUACCGACAAUCCAGGGCAGCGUUGGUGGACGAGUCAGAAAAUCUCCGCACCUUUCUCGCCGACGAUCGGUCGUCGAUCUUCAGCGAUGAUGGAUCCCUUGAUUCGGAUUCUCCCAAGACGCCCCAUACAGUGGAAAUGACAGCGCUUCGGCCGCCGCCCAUCAAGAAUGAUCAGCUUCACUCUCCCAAACCAUCGACGGAAUACGCACGGAUGCCGGCAGAGGCGAGAGAAAUGACACUGCGCAUGACCCUCACCCGACCCGACCUCCGAGCCCACGAGGAUCAGAUGUACGGCUGGCAACAGAAGCCGUUACCGCCUAGGAAAUUCCAAUCCAACGGCUUACAAGACGAAUUUCCGACGUCGACGUACGUCCGAGAUGCGUCGUCAAAGGAGAGCAUAGAACGUCACUUCGCGGCCAUGGACCAGGAAAACGCUCAGGCCAACGACCGAGGCGUCAUGAAGCGCUUUUGGAAUAAGGUCCGGCGAGGACCGGCAUAGCGCUCGCCAUUCCUUUCGACCAUGCUCGGACCCGAUGCUCUCGAAUCGCAAAUCUUAACAAACGCCCGUUAGACACAGGCAGCAAGAUUGCAAACAACAACCUGCAUAAUGAACUUAGAAAACAGCACUGUUUCUUAUACCCCCAUUCAAUCUGUAUACUGCCGAAAUUCCAUAGUGUCUAUUAUUUCCUAUCUCAACAAAAUUCUUCCAAAGCGACCUUUUCUGGGGUAAUUGUAUUAGAGCUGGGAGUCACUGUUAGAAGAAGCAUAGGGGGGCCGGGGGGGAGGGGUAAUGUGGUAGUCGGAGAGGAAUCAGGGCCUUUAACCGCCCUUUCCGCCUGUCACAUUUGACUCAGUGUUACGGAUACGUUGGAGAAGAGAAAGGUCUAGAGAGAUGGCAGAUCUUUUACCUAAAAAGGGGGGAAAGCAAGGAGUUGCAUAGGGUAGCACCGUCAACUGGGAGAAGGGAUGCGCUCGCGCGCAAAGCGUCAACAGAAUAGGCCAAAC